GCCAGAAAUAAAACGCCGCUGAGUUUUAAUGAAGCGUUGCUGUUUGGUUUGUGUUGUAAUUGACACGUCGCUUUAGCACUGCAGCUGAUGGCCCUCAAACAGACGAGCGCAAAUAAUUCACCUCACUAAACACACACAGGUAUCAAUGAGCGCCUUCACUAGGGCAGUUUUCACACUUUCCCGUCAGAGGCUCAGGGAGUUUUAGCAGCUUACAAGGUGUAAUGUCUCAGUGAAUAUAAACCUCUGCUGACUGGAGCUGCAAAAGAUCAUUUAACAGCUGGUUCAUCCUGUGAUUAUGAUAAAACUGACAGAUUUCCUGCAGCUGACAGGUGAUGCCAGUAGACCGGUAUGGACAGAUAUCAUCGGUUACAGUAGCUAAAAUGGCACAUUUUAGGAUUGUAAACUGUUGAAAGAGAAAGUAAACAUCUGCUAACUGCAUCAAUAUAUAUUGAAGACGGACUCCACUUUUGACCUUUACACCACGUCACACCUGCCAUCAAUAUGUUAGGUUAAGAAAGUCUGAAGUCUUCGAUCUUUGACACCGCAGUGAGUGUUUCCCCGGAAGACCAGGCUUUAGUAUUGCUGGACUGUUGAAGAGGCUUUCAUCAAGAUGUUUACCGCUCUGAAGAAGCUGGUGGGCUCUGAAGCAGGGCAGCUCAGGGAUAGAAAUAUUCCUGCAGGCCUGCAGUCCAUGAACCAGAGUCUACAGAGGCGUUUCGCCAAGGGCGUACAAUAUAACAUGAAAAUAGUCAUCCGUGGGGACAGAAAUACGGGUAAAAGUGCACUUUGGCACCGUCUUCAAGGGAAAAAGUUUCUGGAAGAGUACAUCCCCACACAGGAGAUACAGGUCACAAGCAUUCACUGGAGCUACAAAACAACAGAUGAUGUAGUGAAAGUUGAAGUCUGGGAUGUGGUAGAUAAAGCAGGGAAAGGGAAAAGACGUGGAGAGAAUCUGAAAUUGGAAAAUGAACCUCAGGAGUCAGAAACCGAGAUGGCUCUCGACGCAGAGUUCCUGGAUGUUUAUAAGAACUGUAACGGUGUGAUCAUGAUGUUUGACAUCACCAAACAGUGGACGUUCAACUACAUCCUUAGGGAGUUGCCAAAAGUGCCGACACACAUCCCAGUGUGUGUCCUGGGUAACCAGCGGGACAUGGGCGAGCACAGGGUCAUCUUACCCGACGACAUCAGAGACUUCAUCAACAGUCUGAACAGACCUCCAGGCUCCUCCUACAUCCACUAUGCCGAGUCCUCCAUGAAAAACGGCUUUGGUCUCAAAUACCUCCAUCGCUUCUUCAACAUCCCAUUCCUGCAGCUGCAGAGGGAGACUCUGUUACGGCAACUGGAGACAAAUCAGCUUGACAUUGAUGCCAUGCUAGAAGAGCUCAGUGUUCAGCAGGAGACCGAGGACCAGAACUAUGACAUAUUUCUUGAGAUGAUGGAGGCACGCAAAGCUUACGGCUCUCCGGCGCCCUCUAAUGGCCAGAGCCCGUCCUCAGGAUCCCAGUCCCCUGUGGUGCUGCCCGGUGCCACCUCCCCCAGUAACUCCAGCCCCAGCACCCCACAGGCCCCUGUACCCCUCCAGACCCAAUCCGCCCCUCCACCGCCGCCAUCUAUACCACACCCUCCCGCCCAGACCGCAGCCGCCCAUGUACCCCAGACACCAUCGCAAACCCUGGAGUCUUCGCCCGCGGCACCGCUACCCGCACCUCCUCCUGCCCAGAAACGAGGCUUCAUCUCACGCCUGUUCGGAUCGUCCACUGCAGAGGCGUCACCAGACAAACCAGAAUCUACAGGCUCUGAAGACCCGAAGCCCUCUGGAAAGGUGCGGAAUGUGGAUGACUUUGUGCCGGAGGUGGGCCUGGACCGGACCUUUCUGGAAGAUGGUGGAACAGCAGUUAAAUCAAAGAACAAACCUCCAGCAUCAGCUCCCAUCCUGGACAGUGAUAGUGAUGGAGAGGGACGGGGAAAUCCUCUGGUCUCCGGCUUCCAGGAUGAUUUAGAUCUGGAUGAUAGAGCGCUGUCCAAGCCUGCCGUUAAAGCGGCAGUCCCGAGCAUGAGCGUCACCCUCACGAGUGAUGAAGAGGAGGAAGAUUCAUCUCUGCCCUCUGCUGCCCGGCACAAAGGCAUCGGCUCGGGCCCAAAGUCAAAGGGAUCUACAGUGAAUUCUGUCAAACAGCUGCAAACCAAGUCGAAACCAGCUGAGAGACCUCAAAGCCUGAAAACUACAGCAGGACCUGCAGUGCAGCGACAAGGUCUGAAGACAGGAGGCGCUGUUGAGGCCGACUCGGAUUCAGACCAAGACCAAGACCAAGAGGCUCCAGUCGCUCAGCAGAUGCUUUCAUUUGUCAUGGACUACCCUGAUUUUGAGAACGAAGAGUUUGACGGACCCAAGAUCAAGAAGGGCACUUUUUCUGCACGAGAUGACUUAUCUGACCGGUCGGAUGAUGGGUUUGUGUUAGCUGGACUCCCAGAGCCCCCCAAACCUGCUGCCCCCUCAUUUAAGACCCUCAACAGUGACAUUGACCUGUUUGGCCUGGGAUUUGAAGAGACGACACCUAAGAGUAAAGACAGCAGUGAAGACCAGGAAGAUAAUGAAAGCAGACACUCCACAAAGGACAAGAAAAAGAAGAAAAAGAAAAGCAAAGAGGAGGAUGAGAAAAGCAGCAAGAAACGACACAAACACAAAAAAAAGGAAAAAGAUGAGGCGGUAACAGGAGACGAGAAAGAAAAGAAGAAGAAGAAAUCUUCAAGAACCAAGAAAGCAGGAACUGUGGACGAUCUUGAGGCCUUCCUGGCAGGUGGAGACGGGCCAGGAAACAGUGAGGGCGGAGACUAUGAAGAACUCUAACCAUUCAGGGUUUGACAUCCACAUCGCCAGGUCAUUUUCCAAUCCAUUCCACCUGUUUUUCAGUGCCUAACCUUUCAAAUUUUCACAGCGUUUUUGUUCUUCCAGCAUUGCAGCUUUAUAAAAUGGUACGUGGCAGCGUUGUUCACCCCAUGCCGUUUUCCAGUAUUUUCAGACAUAUCACUUUUAGAUGCAUUUUCAAAUGAUCCAGAGUUUAUUCCGUUAUUAACUGAUUAGAACUCAUUAAGUUGUUCCACAAAGACUUGAGGUAAUUUUAGCUUUAUUGGUUUUGUUUUGUGUGUGUCUUUGUCAAUGGGCCUCAUUCAUGAAACAUUCGUAAAUAUAGGAGUAUAUUUGCACGCAAAACGGACCUUCCCGAAAACUCUCCUCUGUAUUCACACAUGCUUCGUAAGCUUCCUAUUUGAUAGUUAAACAUGCGUAUGUUAAUGAAUUCCAAUCAUUCGUAAAUAGGGUGCGUGUGCACGCUCAUUCACAAUUAGCAUAAUCCCCGCCUGUGAAUUACAGAUACGCAAAUUGCAUGUCCAGGAACGCAGUGGAAUAUUCUGGUCUACUUUCUCAGGUUUGGCUCCAGUAUAUUGCAUAAAUGCAGAAAAGACUAAUUGGCCAUAUGCCUUACAAUAAAUAUUCAAUAAACGUGUCCAUCAAAGCGUUUUUAGCCAGCUGAAAAAUGCCAGGCGCUCUUCUGGAAACGGCCAGCUGGUGGUGCUUGAGAACACUUUGGUGGCACAGCGUUUUUACAGCUGAGACGCUUUGGUUGCUAUGAUUAGGAAUAUCCACGGCAGUAACGUAUUACUAAUAUCUCAUUUUGAAGAAUAUUACUGAAUAUAAAAAUGCAGUAACCAGCAAUAGUAACUUCUCUCUGUUGUUGUACAAGUAGGAUGAUUGGUCGGUGUAGUAUUUGACCCGCCCCUCCUCCAUGAUUGGACGGCUGGGUAAAAAGUGACAGUGACAAGCGCUGUGUUUUACCCAAAGCUAAACAGUUUAUCAACUCUCAGCUACAAAAAAAAAAAAAAAAAAACUGGCAGUGCAUCAAAAUUCAGUGUCAUCAGUUUGCCAAAAAGAACACAGAACGUUUUAUGCACCAUUUACACCUGGUAGGGAGCAGGUGUGCAUUUCUUUCGUACCAACUAACAUUUUGAAAAUAUGAACACUUUCAUGAAUCUGAAAAUUUACAUCAGAACAGCUUUACAACGAUUUACACACAAAUUCGUUCUGCUCAUGUUUCAUGAAUGAGGCCCUGUGUGUGUAUAUAUAUAUAUAUAUGUGUCCCUGAACAUUUUGGCAACUCUGUAUGUGUGCUUGCAUUUUUAUUUUGCAAACAUAUAAAGAGAUUAAUCAGACUUGCAUUCAAAUCUACGUAACACAUUUGCCCACAAUACAUGAGCAGAGCUAAUUUCUGUCAGACAUUCAAAGAACUAUUCACAUUUAAUUAAAUAUUUCCGCUCGCGUUUGUAAACCAUUCUUGGGUAAACUGUCUGUUGCAAUUCUAUCCAACAAUUAAUAUAAGAAUGGUUUUCAUAAACAAUUUGCACAGAAAUUCAUUCCUCAUGUGCUUCAUGAAUGAGACCUGACGUGUUGUGACGUUCAUUGUCUUCCAGAUGCUACAUCAAUAAUCAGUCAUAACUAGAUUUAAUACCAUAAGCCUCUUUCGCCAUCAGUUUCUUUCCAUUAAUGCCUUAAAUUGUUUUACACUUAACAAAAUGAAAGCCUGUAUAGAGCAAUCCUAUAAAGUUAAUGACUGAGGCCCUGACAGAGUGCUAACAUUGACAGAAUUACUCUUGCCGCAAUCACAAUCACGUUUGCAAUUAGAUAUGAUUAUAAUUACGACAAAGUUAGUCAGAUUGUCUUUUUUGGCAACUAUUUAUGCAGUUAGUAAACCGGUAUUAUUAUUUAUGAUCUUAAAAUGUUAUAGUUUCAUAAUGAUAGUUUCUGGUUCCGGUCAAAAUGUAUUCAUUUCCUUUGCUGUAUAUUUUUAUUUUUGUUAUGGCUUGUGUACAUGUUAGUAGUUGUGUUUAGAUCUCGUGUUUUAGAUAGUUGGAUCUGUACACAGAUAAUUUCAGAGAUGGACAACCAGGAGUAUUGGCUCUGAUCCUGUGAUGGUGAGGCACCUUGAACGUCCUUUAUGUAUAGCCAACAUAUUCAGAGCCUGCCCGUGCAUAAAAAUGAGUAAAUUUCAUAAAUUUUAGCAACAGCCUAAAUUACUAAAUGCAGCUAAACAGAGCUGAUCUAAAAAUUAUCCGAAUCUUUUCCCUCGUAGUUAUGCUUGUUUUGAUGGCCUAAAGCAAAGAAAGGUGUUUUAGUAAAAGAUAUAUUUAAAAAAAAACAGGCCAUUUAUGUAAAUGUAUAAAAUUUUGAGUGUAUGAUAGUGAAAGUAAAAUCAUAUUUUGAAUGAACGCAUUUAUACUUUGUAAUAUAACCAUAAAAUUGAAUCAUAUUUUGGCUUGAAAUGAUCCAUUAAUAUUUUGAUGAAUGAAAGUUAUAUAGACAAAUAAUUGUUUCCUUGUCAUUCAUGAAUCUGGAUCAGAAUUGUUUUCUUUAAUGGUUGCAUCAAACUGAAAGUGAAAUGACCGUUUACUAUACGCAAACAAUUCAUUCUCAUCAUGUUUCAUGAAUGAAUCCUAGUGUUUACUUCACAAUGCCCCCUUUAUGCUUUUGUUUUCAUCAAGUAAUGAUAAAUUAUUACCAGAUAAUUCAGGCGUUCUUCUACUGUUGCAUCAAAUUGAAUGUGUAAUGACUAUUUACGUACGGUUUUACCAAUGAUUCAUUUUAUUUGUAUUUCAUGAACGAAUCCUAGUGUUUACUUGCAAUGCCCCCUUUAUACCCCCCUUUUUCAUUAGCAUUUAUCACAUAUUGAUAAAUGAGUAGUAAAUAAUUUCAGGUGUUCUGGUUUCAAUUGUUGCAUCGAAUUGAAUGUGAAAUGAGUAUUUACGUAAGAAUGGAUUUACCGUUGAUUCACUUCACUUGUGUGUCAUGAAUGAAUUCCAUUGUUUACUUGCAAGGCCCCCUCACUUUGCAUAUAUUAUCAUCAUAUUUUGUUAAAUAACUAAAUAAUUUCAGGCUGGAAAAUAUGACUAAUGAACUAGAAUGUCGUGGAAUCUGAUUGGCUCCAGCUUAAGUGGAAGAUUGACAUCAUCCAUAGUGUUGUGCACUCCAGACCCUCAUCAUUUCAAAUGGAUUUUCAAUUUUUCAAUUAUUAUUAUUAUUAUUAUUAUUAUUAUUAUUAUUGGGACAAAAUGACGAUGUACUUUCUGCCUACCAUAAGAAGGACUUGUUUUUGGUUUGAUGGUACUAUAAACAUUCACCUUGGCAUCAACCUUUGAACUGUCGGUUGUUUCGGUCCAAGAUAUCCAUCCGUCCGUUUGUACAGCUUUCCCUCAGGAUACGCCGUCACCCUGUUGACAACUGAAUGUUAAUUCCUGCUCGCGGUGAUGUUUUCCCAGAAUCCCCCAAGGAAUUCAAGGACAUCGUUGGGGCGAAUAGCCGGUAACUAACGGUGCGUUUAAAGAAGUGCAGAUUCCCGUGUGUCUCUUGCGGCGAUCGUCUGCGUCUCUUAGGUGGCUACAGAUGGAUCCACACGCGCCGCUGAGAGCAUGUGAUGCAUCACGCUGUCACCAUGGAAGCACACGCCUGGGAAAACCGUCUCUACACACUCACUGUGAUAAAUAGUCACGCUCUCCACUGUUAAUACUCUCACCCCAAACCAGCAGAAGUGCGCACCUUGAACACAUAUCAACUUCCUCUUCGCUCUGGGCCCUUGAUUGAUUGAUUUAUCUGUCCGUUUGGCAUGCAUAUUUUUCCCACUGUACGAGUAAAGGAGACAGGAAAUGAAUGCAUUGGUGCUGUACUAGCUCUUGCUGGCUGUUGGACUGCAUGCAAUUACCAACAUACUUCCUGCACAGCGUUUCACAACGACUGCUUUCAUGGACCGGAAAUGUUUGGGAACGCCAUUUUAAGCCGUAUAUCGGUUUUAUUUUAUUCAUACAGCAUACAUGCAUUCCAAAGCCUUUGUUUGGGACCAUAAAUGAUUGUGUUUGCCUAUUUAUUGUUUUUGUUACCCUGUUUCACUACCCAUAUAUUUGAUUUGUGUUUCAAUUGUGUAAUAAAUGCAAGAUAAAUUUGACCAGG
Molecule: messenger RNA, 6991 nt
Organism: Onychostoma macrolepis
Lineage: Eukaryota; Metazoa; Chordata; Actinopteri; Cypriniformes; Cyprinidae
Gene: rabl6a
Product: RAB, member RAS oncogene family-like 6a
Exons: 16
Coding region: 611-2848 (745 amino acids)
Cellular component (GO): cytosol; nucleus
Molecular function (GO): GTP binding
Source: RefSeq, a predicted model, not a curated record